AUGGCAAUCCUCACCUGCCUUCCGGGGCUUGAGGUUGCCGUCGAGGCUGAUGGCCAGCGUGCCCAUGAAUACGACGCCGAUCCAGAGGAAGUUGAGUCGCGCGCCGAAGAGAUCAGCUUUCACCGAAUUCAGCAGACCCACCGGCGACGCCGCCAUGGAAAUCCCUACGUCUUGAAAUACAUCGAGGCCAAACCCGGCAAGCCCUUUGCCUUCAUCUUUGAUAUGAUGAACUGUCAUGAUUUCAGCACAGGGCCGAACAUCCAUUACACAUGUGUCAUGGACGGUUUCUGCACUGGGACGAAGCGAGUCUCUAGUGGUACCCGGGACAAAAGAUACUAUUGUCAAACUGGUAGUCAAGCCGCGGGCUGGAAGAAACACGAAUUUCGCUUCGGAAGCCUUAAUGUUCUUGAAGGAGGGGACGGUACUCAAGCUGAGAAGGCCAAGCAGUACGGCACGCUUCUUGUCAAACUUUUUCUCGCGGUCGAGACAGGCCGCCUUGAAGCUCCUUCUGACAGAGAUGGUCCUACCCUCAUCCACUCAGUACAUGAGAAGGACUUGAAGGGUAAAGCCGUUGACAGCAAGGUCAGCUUCGAUUCUGAACCCAUUGCGAACCCUCCCCCAUUUCGCAUGAGAGACUUUGUCGAUCCCUAUUACCGACCCAUCGCCGUCUUCGAGUUCCGUUACCGAACCAUGUGUAAGUCUCAACUCCAUCAGGGUCUCAUUCAGGAAGCCAUCGUCUCUCGCCCGACCCCUGUGCCCGACGAAGUUAUCGAUGCCGAGGAAGAGUACAAGGAACCCGAAAACGAUGCCUCCCGAGGUAUCAAGCGAGAAGCCCCCAUGGACGAUGCUCUAUUCGCUGCCCGGUACAAGCAACGCCGGUUGGAAAACGGAAAGAUCGAAAUCGAUCUGACGGACGAUUGA
Messenger RNA from Neurospora tetraspora, 921 nucleotides. RefSeq lists its product as uncharacterized. The record is from RefSeq and is a predicted model, not a curated record. The transcript has 5 exons. NCBI's taxonomy places the organism in Eukaryota, Fungi, Ascomycota, Sordariomycetes, Sordariales, Sordariaceae. Bases 1 to 921 code for a protein of 306 amino acids.